AUGUCUUCCCUAGCAUCCUGUAUAUUCUGCAAAAUCAUCAAAGGCGACAUCCCCUCCUUCAAACUCUACGAAUCCGAAAAAGUAUUCGCGUUCCUCGACAUAAACCCGCUUUCCAAGGGCCAUGCGCUGGUAAUUCCAAAACACCAUGGCGAGAAGAUAACGGAUAUUCCUGAUGACAUGCUGAGUGAGAUAUUGCCGGUGGUGAAGAAAUUAGUAAAAGCGACUGGCGCGGAGAAUUACAAUGUCCUGCAGAAUAAUGGACGGCUUGCGCAUCAGGAGGUUGAUCAUGUUCAUUUCCAUAUGAUCCCAAAACCGAACCAAACUGAAGGAUUGUCAAUUGGUUGGCCACAGCAGAAGACGGACAUGGAUAAGUUGAAGGCUUUGUUUGAGGACAUCAAAAGUAAGAUGUGA
Molecule: messenger RNA, 411 nt
Organism: Glarea lozoyensis ATCC 20868
Lineage: Eukaryota; Fungi; Ascomycota; Leotiomycetes; Helotiales; Helotiaceae
Product: HIT-like protein
Exons: 5
Coding region: 1-411 (136 amino acids)
Biological process (GO): nucleotide metabolic process
Molecular function (GO): catalytic activity
Source: RefSeq, a predicted model, not a curated record